Caenorhabditis remanei is the source of this 519-nucleotide messenger RNA. RefSeq lists its product as uncharacterized. The transcript has 2 exons. The record is from RefSeq and is a predicted model, not a curated record. The coding region runs from base 1 to 519 and encodes 172 amino acids. Lineage: Eukaryota; Metazoa; Nematoda; Chromadorea; Rhabditida; Rhabditidae.
AUGUUCGAAACCGAUUGCAGUGAUCGAAAAACUGAACAGAUUCGUGACUUGAACAAUUUCUCUCAUCUCAUGCAACCACAAGUUCGAAAUGCCAAUCCUGGAAUCCACGAGUUUGAUAUUUUCGCCUUGAUUCAGGCAGUGCCUGAACUUCAGGCAAAAUACAAAGAGUUUCAAAAUUUUCUGGAGGCUCAAGAAAUAGUCCCAAUGGGUGAUGAGCUUCUGGAUACCAGAAAGAAAGAAGACAAGAAUACAGAUAGUGAUCAAAACGUGGAAGAAGAUGCAACAAAGCAGAAGAAAGACCCCAUUAUGGGAUUGAAUGAAAAGUCGGGAUGUGAUGGAAUGGCACAUUCGAGUACCGAAUCUUCUCGCAGUAACAAAAAAACAACCGAAAUAGACGCAGAAUUAUCUGAAGAUGUUGAUGAGUCGAGAGAAUUAGCAUCGAAGAGCGCUGAGCCAAUCGAUAAAAACGCUGGUCUUCAUAAAACUUCUCACCAGUUUCGUUUACUGAGGAUCCAAUAG